Messenger RNA from Budorcas taxicolor (takin), 1821 nucleotides. RefSeq names its product leucine rich repeat and Ig domain containing 2 (gene LINGO2). The record is from RefSeq and is a predicted model, not a curated record. Gene Ontology annotation, cellular component: plasma membrane. The transcript has a single exon. The coding region runs from base 1 to 1821 and encodes 606 amino acids. Gene Ontology annotation, molecular function: protein binding. Lineage: Eukaryota; Metazoa; Chordata; Mammalia; Artiodactyla; Bovidae.
AUGCUUCACACGGCCUUAUCAUGUUGGCAGCCAUUCCUGGGUCUGGCUGUGGUCUUAAUCUUCAUGGGAUCCACCAUUGGCUGCCCUGCUCGCUGCGAGUGCUCGGCCCAGAACAAAUCUGUUAGCUGCCACAGGAGGAGGUUGCUCACCAUCCCAGAGGGCAUUCCCAUCGAGACCAAAAUCUUGGACCUCAGCAAGAACAGGCUGAAAAGCAUCAACCCCGAAGAGUUCAUCUCUUACCCUCUGCUGGAGGAGAUAGACUUGAGUGACAACAUCAUUGCCAAUGUGGAGCCAGGAGCCUUUAACAAUCUCUUCAACCUGCGUUCCCUCCGCCUGAAGGGCAAUCGCCUGAAGUUGGUCCCUUUGGGGGUCUUCACAGGCCUCUCCAACCUCACCAAGCUUGACAUUAGUGAGAAUAAAAUUGUCAUUUUACUGGACUACAUGUUCCAGGAUUUGCAUAACCUGAAGUCUCUAGAAGUGGGGGACAACGAUUUGGUUUAUAUAUCACACCGGGCUUUCAGUGGACUGCUUAGCUUGGAGCAGCUCACACUGGAGAAAUGUAACCUCACUGCAGUACCCACAGAAGCCCUCUCACACCUCCGCAGCCUCAUCAGCCUGCACCUGAAGCAUCUCAAUAUCAACAACAUGCCCGUGUAUGCCUUUAAAAGACUGUUCCACCUGAAACAUCUAGAGAUUGACUAUUGGCCUUUACUGGAUAUGAUGCCUGCCAACAGCCUCUAUGGUCUCAACCUCACCUCCCUCUCCAUCACCAACACCAACCUAUCCACCGUCCCCUUCCUUGCCUUUAAACACCUGGUCUACCUGACCCAUCUGAACCUCUCCUACAAUCCCAUCAGCACUAUUGAGGCAGGCAUGUUCUCUGACCUGAUCCGCCUCCAAGAGCUUCAUAUAGUGGGGGCCCAGCUCCGCACCAUUGAGCCUCACUCCUUCCAAGGGCUCCGCUUCCUUCGUGUGCUCAACGUGUCUCAGAACCUUCUGGAAACUCUGGAAGAGAACGUCUUCUCCUCCCCGAGGGCUUUGGAGGUCCUGAGCAUUAACAACAAUCCUCUGGCCUGUGACUGCCGUCUCCUAUGGCUCCUUCAGCGGCACCCAACCCUGCAGUUCGGUGGCCAGCAGCCCAUGUGCGCUGGUCCAGACACUAUCCGCGAGAGGUCAUUCAAAGAUUUCCACAGCACUGCCCUUUCUUUUUACUUCACCUGCAAAAAACCCAAAAUCCGUGACAAGAAGUUGCAGCAUCUGCUUGUGGAUGAGGGCCAGACGGUACAGCUGGAAUGCAAUGCCGACGGAGACCCUCAGCCUGUGAUCUCCUGGGUGACACCUCGAAGGCGGUUCAUCACCACCAAGUCCAAUGGAAGAGCCACCGUGCUGGGUGAUGGCACGUUGGAGAUCCGCUUCGCCCAGGAUCAAGACAGCGGGAUGUAUGUCUGCAUCGCUAGCAAUGCUGCCGGGAAUGACACCUUCACGGCCUCCUUAACUGUCAAAGGAUUCGCUUCAGACCGCUUUCUUUAUGCCAACAGGACCCCUAUGUACAUGACCGACUCCAAUGACACCAUUUCCAAUGGCACCAAUGCCAAUACUUUCUCCUUGGACCUUAAGACAAUACUGGUGUCGACAGCCAUGGGCUGCUUCACCUUCCUGGGAGUCGUGUUAUUUUGCUUUCUCCUCCUUUUUGUGUGGAGCCGAGGGAAAGGCAAACACAAAAACAGCAUUGACCUUGAGUACGUGCCCCGAAAAAACAAUGGUGCUGUCGUGGAAGGGGAGGUGGCUGGACCCAGGAGAUUCAACAUGAAAAUGAUUUGA